AUGUGCAACGAAAAUAAACACCAAGAGCGCGAUAAAUUGAAAACAGACGUGCUGAAAGAGAAUGACGGUCAAAAUGCUAUGAAUGACACAGUGCUAAGUAACCGCACUUGUAGUCAGAACAUUCUGUUGCAGACUUUAUACGUCAGAUUGCGAGGCAAUCAGGAAGGGAAAAUCGUGAGAUGUCUUAUUGAUUCUGGCUCCCAACGGUCAUAUCUGAGUAAACGAGUCGCUGAAGAAAUGCAGUACGAUCGUCUUAAAGAAGAGAAAGUUAUACAUAAUUUGUUUGGUGGUAAAGAACACAUAGAAAAACAUUACCGACACAGAGUAUUAGUCAGUAGUAUUAACAAAGAAUAUCACUGCAAUUUUGAAGUACUUGACCAAGAAAAAAUAUGUUCUAAAAUACCAACUUUGAAGUUAGAUCCAUGUGCGCAAGAAUUGAAUAAAGAAAAUAUAAUUUUGACAGAUCAAUUGAUUCCAAAAGAAACAGAAUCUGAAGACAUAGAUUUAUUAAUUGGAGCUGAUGUAGCAGGACGGUAUGAAGUGGCAUUACCGUGGGCCGAGGAUCGUCUACCAUUACCUACAAAUAAAGAGUUAGCGCUUAAACGCCUGGAGACAACAACACGGAAACUUUGCUCUCAAAAUUUAAUUAAUCGAUAUGAUGAAGUUUUAAAAAAUUGGGAAGAUUCAGGCAUAAUCGAGGAAGUGAAACAAUGUGAAAAUAUUGAUAGCGGACACUACUUGCCCCACAGACCAGUGAUUAAAGAAAGCAGUUCUACUCCCGUACGGCCUGUGUUUGAUGCGUCUGCAAGAACUAAGUUUUCGCCGUCACUGAAUCAAUGUUUAGAAGCUGGACCCAAUUUAAUUGAAUUAAUCCCAUCACUUUUGCUAAGAUUCAGAGAGAAUAAAUACGGUGUCGUUGCAGACAUAGAAAAAGCUUUUUUACAGAUUAGCAUUAGGCCACCAGAUAGAGAAUAUCUUAAAUUUUUCUGGUGGAAGAACAUAGAUACAAAGGAACUGAAAAUAUUUCAGCACACCAAAGUUGUGUUCGGAGUAAAUAGUAGUUCAUUUUUAUUGGGUUCAGUUUUAGAUUAUCAUUUUCAAAAUUGCAUGAAAGAUACAGAACACGAUCAGAAAGUUGUAGAAAAACUGAAACAUAGUUUUUACGUAGAUAACGUUUUAUCCAGCCUUGAAAGUGAAGCUGAACUUCAAAAUUUCAUUGAAGAAUCUCGUAACAUUAUGGCACAAGCAAAAUUUAACCUAAGAUGUUGGCAAUAUUCGAACGAUAAAAACCCUGAAGUCGAAACAAAUCUUUUAGGACUGAUUUGGAACCGAAAAACGGAUACUAUUAAAUUGAGUUUGACUUGGAUAGAAGACCAACAUUUUGACAAAAUCACUAAACGAGUAAUUCUAGCUGUUACACACAAAGUGUUUGAUCCAGUGGGUUUUGUGAGUCCAGUUCUCCUUCUACCUAAGCUGAUGUUGCAAGACUUAUGGAAAUCUGGAAUAUCCUGGGAUGCAGAAGUAGACGAAAGCAUGAAAGAAAAAUUUCUUCAUUGGUUUGGAGACCUCUGUCUGCUAAAAGAAGUCUCAAUUCCACGAUGGGUGCAGUGCCAUGAAAAGAAUAAGAAGUCUUGUAGCAUCCACACGUUUUGUGAUGCCAGCGGGCGUGCCUAUGCUGCUACGGUAUUUUUAAGAAUCCAGACGGACACAGAGGUUGAGGUUCACUUAUUAGCUUCGAAAUCCAGAGUGGCUCCUGCCAAGCAGAUAACUAUACCUCGUCUUGAAUUGAUUGCUGCCACUGUUGGAGCAAGACUAUGCACAUCAGUUUUAGAAAGUUUGCAAUGGCAGAAUGUUGAACUUACAUUUUGGACAGACUCGACUGUUGUCUUGUCUUGGAUACAAAAAGAAGAAAUAUGGACAGUUUUCGUGGCUAACAGAGUACAUGAAAUCAGGAAGUUAACAAAGCCAAAUUCAUGGAAAUUUGUGAAAGGAGUAGAGAAUCCAGCCGACCUUCCUUCCAGGGGCUGCUCAGCUAAACAACUGCUGGCGAUGAGAUGGUGGGAGGGCCCGUUUUGGUUAAAGAAGAAUGAAGACGAAUGGCCACAAUUUAAUUUGGUUUUCAAUGAUGAAGAAAUUUCUCGAGAAAAGCGAAGGAGUGCUGUGAUAAAUACCCAAGUCAAUGUGGAAAGCGAAGAUAUGUUUCACAGAUACUCAAAUUAUCCGAGACUCAUUAGAUUCUUUGGAUGGAUUUAUAGGUUCUACUUGAAUUCGAAGUCUAAAAAUUCUAAACAAAAAGCAAAUCUAAGUGUACAGGAGAUGAAAAAUGCGAAAAAUGCGAAAAAAAAAAAAAAAAAAAACCCUAAGUCCGGAGUUGUCACACGUCCUGUGCAACGUGUGUACAGUUUAGAAAUAAUAGAAAACGAUGAAGGUACACUUUUGAGAGAUAAAGCCACUACUCGGAAGAACCAGGAACCAGUGGUAACGCGAAGUGGACGAAUAGUAAAAGAACCCAAGAGACUAGGCUCCACAGCAGAUUGA
Messenger RNA from Uloborus diversus, 2538 nucleotides. RefSeq lists its product as uncharacterized. NCBI's taxonomy places the organism in Eukaryota, Metazoa, Arthropoda, Arachnida, Araneae, Uloboridae. Bases 1 to 2538 code for a protein of 845 amino acids. The record is from RefSeq and is a predicted model, not a curated record. The transcript has 2 exons. Gene Ontology annotation, molecular function: aspartic-type endopeptidase activity. Gene Ontology annotation, biological process: proteolysis.